CUCUUCGUCGGAACAGCUUGCCAGCAGAUCUCAUAGAACCAUGGCUUCGAAUCCUUUCCUGCUCUCCAUGUCCAUCCUCAUUGCACUUUUGGUCCUCAGCUCCUGCCAAGCAGCUCGCCAUCUAUUGGAUACUCCAGAGGUGGAGUCUCCACCGCAUCCAACGAUCCCAACCCUCCCUAAACCGGAACUCCCCUCACUGCCCGACAUUCCAGCUCUACCCAAGCCUGAGUUGCCACCGAAGCCAGAGGAGCCGGCGCUGCCAAAGGUUGAACUGCCACCAAUAUUACCGGAAAUCCCAAAGGUCGAACUGCCUCCCAAGCCUGCCAUCCCAAGCAUCCCAAAGGUUGAACUGCCUCCCGAGCCUUCCAUCCCAGACUUCCCAAAGGUAGAAGUCCCUCCAAUGCCUUCCAUUCCAAAGGUCGAAUUGCCUCCUAAGCCCACCAUCCCUGAAUUCCCUUCCAUUCCCGGCACUGUGCACUCUCCAACACAUGAAACUACUAGCCCAUGAUGGACGCUAGGAAUGGCAUCCUAAUUAUUAACAUAUAUGAGUAGGGUCAUGGAAAUAAAUGUGGACCAUUAGCUCAUGAGCUGGUACGUUGUCAAAGGAAUCGGUGCUCGGGACUUGGGAGUCAUCUAUAUUCUUAUGGUCGUAUUUUUCUUUUAUUUCCUUGUUUGGGAUCAUAUGCUUAUUAUUCUUAAUUUUGGUCGGUUUGUGAGCAUUUGGAUGGUUUUAGUUGUACUUUGCUUCAUUGUUUUCUAGACUCUGUUCAGGAGUGUUUUAUACGAAUAAAAUUUCUUUUCUAUAUGUUCGGUCUUCAAA
Molecule: messenger RNA, 820 nt
Organism: Elaeis guineensis (African oil palm)
Lineage: Eukaryota; Viridiplantae; Streptophyta; Magnoliopsida; Arecales; Arecaceae
Source: RefSeq, a predicted model, not a curated record